UCACAAAAAUGCUAUUCACAGUAAUGUUUCAUGAAAUGUAGACGCUCUAAAAACUAUUUCUGGAGCUUUCCUGUAGGCGCCGAAACCGCAUCAAUCGAAUUACAGCUUCAGCAUCGGUCCCAGUUGGAGCUUUCUGAUUGGCUGGACGACAUAUGAUGCUGCGCCGUCUCUUCCCAAGUCCUGGAGAGCGCGCGCCUGACAACAGCAUUAAAGUACCGCCAGGUUUAUUGUACGUUUAUGUCCCAGCGUUAGUUUGAGACGGGACUGAUAGUGCUCAAUGCUUCCCGCUUUUACCGCUUAUGCAUCAAGUGAUUUGGAGUUUCACAUUAGGAACUAAUAAUCUAAUCAGCGUCACUGGAGGGUGAUUUGCUCGAUCGCCGCACCUCUGACUCUGCCCAAGACUGAAUCUCACAGGCUUAACCAUGCCUGUCGAAAACAGCGACCAGGAGAGCAUGCUGAGCUAUCAGAGGCCUGAUGAGGAGGUAGUGGUGGACCAUGGUGGCACAAGCUCAGUCCUGAAUAUCCACUAUGAAAAAGAAGAGCUAGAGGGUCAUAGGACUCUGUUUGUGGGUGUGCGGAUGCCCAUGGCCAGAGAGUCUCACCGCCACCAUCGGCCGCACAGCUCCAGACACCGCAGGAGAUCUGAGAGGAUAAGGAGUGUAACUCAGGAAGAAGGGAACACAGAAAGUGCUUCAGCUUCACACGAUACCCCGUCCCAGAGGGUUCAGUUUAUUCUGGGCACUGAGGAGGACGAGGAGCACGUGGCACACGAGCUCUUCACUGAACUUGAUGAAAUCUGUGUUAAAGACGGCAAAGAUGCGGAGUGGAAGGAAACCGCUAGGUGGUUAAAGUUUGAGGAGGAUGUUGAGGAUGGAGGAGAGAGGUGGAGUAAACCAUACGUAGCUACGCUCUCCCUUCAUAGUCUGUUUGAACUACGAAGCUGUAUCAUUAAUGGAACAGUGCUGUUAGACAUGAAGGCCAACAGCAUCGAGGAAAUUGCAGACCUGGUGCUUGACCAUCAGGAGGCAGCUCAUGAACUGGAUGACAGUGUGAGGCUGAAGGUUCGAGAGGCACUUCUCAAAAGACAUCACCACCAGAGCGACAAAAAGAGGAACAACCUGCUACCCAUGGUCAAAUCCCUCACCGAGUCGGGCCGAAGGCAUAGUGAACCUCAUUCAAUGGACAAGACUGGCCCUGCCACCUCUCCUCAGCCUCCACCUACAAGCACAGAUGUAAAGAAUGGAACAGCACAGGAAAACGGCCAGAUGGAAACCAAGGUGGACACACAUUUCAUGAAGAAGAUACCCACUGGAGCAGAGGCUUCCAAUGUGCUGGUUGGAGAGCUGGACUUUUUAGAGAAAUCCAUCAUAGCCUUCGUUCGCUUGUCUCCCGCUGUGCUGCUCACAGGACUUACCGAAGUUCCCAUACCCACUAGAUUCUUGUUCAUCUUGCUCGGUCCGGAUGGAAAGGCCCAGCAAUACCAUGAGAUCGGUCGCUCCAUGGCCACCAUAAUGACCGAUGAGAUAUUCCACGAUGUCGCAUACAAGGCAAAAGACAGAAGUGAUUUGUUAGCCGGUAUAGAUGAGUUUCUGGAUCAAGUGACAGUUUUGCCCCCGGGAGAAUGGGACCCUUCUAUACGGAUAGAACCCCCUAAGAAUGUCCCAUCACAGGAGAAAAGAAAAAUGCCGGGCGUUCCGAACGGAACAGUUGUUCAGGUCGAGGAGGAGCAGCAUGGAGAACAUCAUGGACCAGAACUACAGAGAACUGGGAGGCUGUUUGGAGGUCUAAUUCUAGAUGUGAAGAGAAAAGCUCCGUUUUAUCUGAGUGAUUUUAAAGAUGGUCUGAAUCUGCAAUGUGUGGCAUCAUUCCUGUUCCUCUACUGUGCCUGUAUGUCACCUGUUAUCACCUUUGGAGGACUUCUGGGAGAGGCUACAGAAGGGCGUAUUAGUGCGAUUGAGUCUCUGUUAGGAGCAUCAAUGACUGGAGUAGCUUACUCUCUGUUUGCCGGACAACCCCUAACUAUAUUGGGAAGUACGGGACCUGUUCUCGUGUUUGAAAAGAUUCUCUUCAAAUUCUGCAAAGACUUUGAGCUCUCUUACCUUUCCCUGCGCACUUGUAUUGGUCUCUGGACGGCGUUCCUAUGUCUGAUUCUCGUUGCGACGGACGCAAGCUCUUUGGUCUGUUACAUCACACGUUUCACGGAGGAGGCUUUCGCCGCGCUCAUCUGCCUCAUCUUCAUUUACGAAGCACUGGAGAAACUGUUCCAUCUCGGAGAACUGUACCCGAUCAACAGACAUGGAGAACUGGACAAACUCACAUUGGCAUUCUGUAGAUGUGCAGAACCUGACAAUCCCAGUAAUAAAACAUUAGAACUGUGGAAUAAGAGGAACAUCACAUCCACUUCAGUGUCGUGGAGCAACCUCACCGUAACGGAGUGCUUGGAUCUUCACGGACAAUUUAUUGGUUCAGCGUGCGGACACCAUGGUCCCUACACCCCUGAUGUUCUCUUCUGGUCGGCCAUCUUGUUUUUUGGUACCUUCUUCCUGUCUACCUUCCUUAAACAGUUUAAGACGAGCAGAUACUUCCCAACACGGGUACGGUCAAUGGUCAGCGAUUUUGCGGUAUUCCUCACUAUUGUUCUCAUGGUCCUCGUUGAUUACAUCAUUGGAGUCCCAUCGCAAAAGCUACAAGUGCCAAACAAAUUCAAGCCGACACGCGAUGACCGUGGCUGGCUGAUAAACCCUAUUGGGCGAAACCCGUGGUGGACGGUGCUGGCUGCACCAAUACCGGCUCUUCUCUGCACCAUCCUCAUCUUCAUGGAUCAACAGAUCACUGCAGUCAUAAUAAACCGCAAAGAGCACAAACUACAGAAAGGCUGUGGGUACCAUUUGGAUCUUCUGAUGGUUGGAUUGAUGUUGGCUGUGUGUUCCAUUAUGGGUUUGCCCUGGUUUGUCGCGGCAACUGUCCUGUCGAUCUCCCACGUCAACAGCCUAAAGCUGGAGUCGGAAAGCUCCGCCCCUGGAGAGCAGCCUAAAUUUCUGGGUAUUAGGGAGCAGAGACUGACUGGUUUGGUCAUUUUUCUUCUGAUGGGCUGCUCUGUCUUUAUGACCGGAGCAUUACAGUUCAUUCCAAUGCCAGUGCUUUAUGGUGUUUUCCUGUAUAUGGGAGCCUCAUCCCUAAAGGGCAUUCAGUUCUUUGACCGUCUGAUGUUGUUUGGCAUGCCGGCGAAACACCAGCCGGACUUUAUUUACCUACGCCAUGUUCCUCUGAGAAAGGUUCACCUGUUCACCCUGACACAACUUACUUGCCUGGUGCUUCUCUGGGUGAUCAAAACCUCCCCUGCCGCGAUUGUAUUUCCUAUGAUGGUUUUGGCACUAGUGUUUAUCCGUAAGCUGCUGGAUCUCUGUUUCACCAAACGAGAGCUCAGUUACCUUGAUGAUCUGAUGCCUGAAAGUAUAAAGAAGAAGAAGCUGGAUGAUGAUUCCAAAAAAGCACAGGAGCAGGAGUCACAGGAGAUGCUGGUUGAUGACUGUGAUAAAGAUGCAGUGCAGAUCCCAAUGGAGAGCAAAGCUCUGUACUCACCUAGAACUCCAGAUCCCAGGACUGAUCCCUCUGAUAUUAACAUAUCUGAUGAAAUGUCUAAAACCACUGUAUGGAAAUCCCUCAGUUCCAAUCACAAGGAUACACAAUAGAAAGGAGGUACCAAGAGGUACGUCGACAGACUGAAGAAAUUACGUACUUGGCAUCGGUUGUUUAAAAUUCAAUUUUACGACUGAAUUGUAGGACUUUUUAAGUCACGUGCUAAAAAUAUUAAUAUUUUAGUUAACCAUUUCCCACACACAGAACAAAAUACAGCACAAAAAAGCUCACAGCCCUGAUUUAUGUAUAGCUGUGUGAGUAUGGUGUGAUGUACAGGUGUGUCAAUGUGUGUGAACCAAUGUGCAUAGAGGAGAACAAACUCUUUACCCAACCCAGGUUAUUUUUAAUGUUUAAUUCAGUUUUAACAAACGUAAACGUCUCCGUGCUGUGCUGUAAAGCGUUGCGUGUAUAUUUUGUUUGGUAACUGUCUGUUUCUCAUUUGUAGAAUAAUAUAACUGAUAAAAAUGUCUCCAUUUUUUGCUGUGAACUUGCUGUAUGUUACUGUAUGUGUAUGCUUUGUUUAUCAUCAAAAUAAUAACAUUCACAGAGUGCCGCAGGGAUGACAUAUUUUUGUGGGCUUACCCGGAAGUUAGCGGGACACUUAAAGGUGCAGUAUGUAAAUUUUAGCGCCCUCUAGUGGUGUGGUUGUGAAUUGCAACCAACGGCUCAGUCCACUGCUCACCCCUCAUUUUGAAACGCAUAGAGAACCUACGGUAGUCACCACCGGAAAAAACAUGUCAUUGUCAAAAACAACUUAAUAAAAUAAAGUUUGUCCAUUAAGGGCUUUUGUAGAAACAUGGCGGAACAAAAUGGCGACUUCCACGUAAGGGGACCCUUGGUGUAUGUAGAUAUGUAGAUAAAAACAUCUCAUUCUAAUGUAAUAAAAACAUAAUGGUUUAUUAAGAAAGGUCUUUAUAAACCCCUGAUAAUAUAGUUUUGUAUAUUAUUUUGCAUUUCUGUCAAGAGAUCCUUCUAAAAAUUACACACUGCACCUUUAAACGUUUUGUCCAACAACACUGAAAAAAAUGAUUCAUUUAAUUUACUCAAUUUUUUUAAGGUAAGUGGGCGCAAUCAAUUUAUUUAAGCUACAUUUAAACAAAAGUUUUUUGUUUUGUUUUGUAUUUCAAUUUUUUUAGCUUAAAUAAAUGGAUUGCAACCACUUACCUUAAAAAAAUUGAGUUAAUUGAAUGAAUAAUUUUUUCAGUGAAGUUAAUCUUUAGAGACACAACUUUUAUGAUUUUUGAAGUCUGUGGGGCGGUUCCCAGGACUGGGUUUAGAUUAAUCCAGGACUAGGCCUUAUAGUUAUAUUAUGAGAUUUAAGUAGUUUUUACAAACAAACCUUACAAAAAACUAUCUGUGUGUGCAUCUUGAGAUAAAACAAUGGCACUGAUUAUGUUAAGCUAUGUUAAGAUCAUUUAAAUUAUGGCACCUCAAACGUGCAUUUUAGUCUGGGACUAGGAUAAGCCCUGUACAGGAAACCGGCCCUAAAUGCGUUUACUAUAGACAUAAAAAAUUAACUUCAAAAUUAAUUAAAUCUGUGUUAAUCUGUGAAUAUUAUUUUGUUCGACAAAACGUGUAAGUGUCAUAAACUUGUUUAAUUUUUUUGCGAUAAUCCAAAAAUCUAUGGGAAUUUUUUUUUAAAGUAUUUUUAGCGAGGGAACCAGUGUCCCGAUAAUUUCUGGGUUGGCCUACAACUGCGGUACUAAGUCUGUGUGUUUAAACGGACACUCCUUUUUUUUAAAAUAUGCUCAUUUUCCAGCUCCCGUAGAGUUAAACAUUUGAUUUUUACCGCUUUGGAAUCCAUUUGGCUGAUCUCCGGGUCUGGCAGUACCACUUUUAGCAUAGCUUAGCAUAAUCCAUUGAAUCUGAUUAGACCAUUAGCAUUGUGCUAAAAAAUAACCAAAGAGUUUCGAUAUUUCCCCUAUUUAAAACUUGACUCUUCUGUAGUUACAUUGUGUACUAACACCGACUGAAAAUUAAAAGUUGUGAUUUUCUAGGCAGAUAUGGCUAGGAACUAUACUCUCAAUCGGGCGUAAUAAUCAAGAACUUUGCUGCUGUAACAUGACUGCAGCAGGCGUAGUGAUAUUAAGCAGUCAGUCUUAGUACACAAUGUAACUACAGAAGAGUCAAGUUUUAAAUAGGACAAAUAUUGAAACUCUUUGCUUAUUUUUAGCGCAAUGCUAAUGGUCUAAUCAGAUUCAAUGGAUUAUGCUAAGCUAUGCUAAAAGUGGUAGCGCCAGACCCGGAGAUCGGCUGAAUGGAUUCCAAAACGGUAAAAAUCAAAUGUAGGAGAGCUGGAAAAUGAGCACUUUUUUAAAAGGAGUGUCCCUUAAAGACAAACGUCUGAUCAGAUUAAUAACCUCGGUUAGAAUUAUUUAUGUGCCAGUAUAAAUAUCCGUCACUUAUAUUAGAUGAACAAGGCCAUGAACCAAAUCAGUCCUUAGCAAAUUGACUAUUUUUAUUGUGUGUGUGUGUGUUGUAUUGAGACUUGUUAAUAUUUGAGCAAUAAAUGGCUUUUAUGUAGUUAGGUCACCAGGUAAACGGAUGGAUAAGUAUGAACAUGAGGUUCUUUUGCCAUGAGUGUUUUUACCAUCAUUUACCAUCAGUAAAGUCAGAAGGGACCAGGAAAAUAGAGUCUUUUGAAGAACCAAUGACAAAGAGCUCUGAUGGUAAACUGGAUUGUUCAGGUUUUAUUUUAAAGAGAUAGUUCAGCUAAAAAUAAAAAUGAUCCCAUGAUUUACUCACCCUCAAACCAUCUUUGAUGUAUAUGAAAGUAGAAUUGACUGCCCUCAGAAGGCCUUUUUUACCCACUGGAGCCUUGUGGAUUACUUUUGUGAAGGGGUGCACUUUUUUGGGCUUUAAAUUAGAAGCACCAUUUCCUAAAGCUUGGAUCAGCCAGGACAUUUUCUUAAUCUGAAUAGAGAUAAUUAUAUACAGCAAGGCUUGAGAGUGAGUAAAUCAUUGGGUAAUUUUCAUUUUUGGCUGAAUGAUCUCUUUCCGGCCAGUAGCCCCAGUAAUAAGCCAUCUUCUUUAGACUACCUCCCACAUGUGUCAAAAUAAACCCCACACCCGUUUCUGCACUGAAAGAGGUAAAAAUGUGGUUUAACCUUUUAACCUCAGUAAAAAACAACUUUAUUUACAGUUGCACUUUGUGUAGAUAUUUACUGAUAUGAUUUUAUAUUUUGAAAUUAUUAUAUAGAUAUAUAGUUAUUAUAUUAUUAUACAUUAUGAAUUAAUAUAUGUAUGUGUAAUGCAAUUAUUUUAAAAACUUCCUUUUUAUAUAUAUAGAUAUACAUUUUAAUAAAAUUGAGGAGAUGCGGCAUGAUACGAGAUGUUUAUUUGAGCAUCUGUAUAUUUCUCACAAGACCAUUUUUUUCUGAUAAAGUUUCACCUUAAUGAUCUGCCUUCAGUUUACAGGAGAAUGUGAAUAAAAAAUGUCAUUCAAAAUGUUAAAUUAACUUUCCAGCUUAACAAUAAGCUACUUAAUGAUUAAAAGGUUCUUUUAGAUUUUGAUUGUGUUUUUACCUCAGCGUUAAUCAUGAAAAACUGUUCUGUAUUAUUUUAUUGUCAGAGUGAAAAAUGAAAUAAAAAUGUAUUUAAAUGUU
This is a messenger RNA of Misgurnus anguillicaudatus (oriental weatherfish), 7244 nucleotides long. Lineage: Eukaryota; Metazoa; Chordata; Actinopteri; Cypriniformes; Cobitidae. The record is from RefSeq and is a predicted model, not a curated record.